Messenger RNA from Hansenula anomala, 2451 nucleotides. It is a transcript of the gene YEN1, whose product is annotated as crossover junction endodeoxyribonuclease. Gene Ontology annotation, molecular function: 5'-flap endonuclease activity. The transcript has a single exon. NCBI's taxonomy places the organism in Eukaryota, Fungi, Ascomycota, Saccharomycetes, Phaffomycetales, Wickerhamomycetaceae. The record is from RefSeq and is a predicted model, not a curated record. Bases 100 to 2451 code for a protein of 783 amino acids.
AAAGUUCAAAUCGUGACGUUUGAAAGCCAAUUGGCAUGGCUAAAUCAUUGUGACUUGCUCUCGUACUAGAAACCAAGCAACUGCAGCAAUUUAGGAUACAUGGGUGUCGCAGCCGUAUGGGAAGUGACUAAACGCGGAUUUGAUGAAAGACAACCUUUUAGUGUUUUAGUUACAAACUUUUACAAAGAACAUGGGAGACCAAUAAGGAUAGCCAUAGAUGCUUACCAGUGGAUAUUUGAAGCUGGUAGUCUUGGUCAGUCUAUGAAUUUACCUUCGGCCACUCGUAUCAGCAAAUUGAUUCAAAAUUUUCAUGCAAGAAUUAGAGAGUUGAUUUCAUUGAACGUUUCAUUUGUGCUUGUAUUUGAUGGUAGAUUCAAACCGAAUUUCAAAAGAAAUGUUGAGUUGCAAAAAGAAAGAUCUAUUGAGCUGGAAGAUAAGGAUUUCGAUUCGGAGUAUUUGAAAUAUAAGGAACUUAGUGAACGAAAUGGAAACACUUUAGAUCAUGUUAAUGAUUUGCCUGAUAUUGCUGAGCUGAAAAGGGAACUCACAAGAUGGAACAUAGACUAUGUCGAGGCUCCAAGCGAAGGUGAGGCCGAAGCAUCUAGACUUCAACGAGUAGGUGUGGUGGAUUAUGUAUUAAGCAAUGAUAGUGAUUCAAUAAUUUUCGGUGCUACCAAAAUACUGAGAAACUUUUCAAGAUUUGAAGAUGACAAGCCUGCUGGUGCAACUGGAAUUAAGGAUCGAGAUGAAUAUUGGUGUACUCCUGUAAAUAUGAGUGCUGUUAAAAGGAAAACAGGGUUUGAUCGUUGGAGAAUAUUGUUAUUUUCAAUUUUGACUGGUGCUGAUUACAAUAAUGGGGUCAAGAAUAUUGGAUCAGAAAAGGCCUUUCAAUUGGCAUUAUCUUCCACUGAGUUUAUUACAAGACAUAUUGCCACUUGUCCUUAUGAAGAAUUUCCAGAUUUCUCAACCCAAUUGAAACAGAUCUAUUACAGAGAUGAUGGAUUACCUCAAUCUGAUACCAGAAGAACCAAGUAUAAAACGUUUCAAGCCGAUCUGUUCAAACACGUAUCUGAAAACAUCUUGGAGUAUUUUGGAAGGAAUGAGAGAGCUAUGAUAAAAGAUGGUUAUUUUGAUAAUUUCCCACCUGAUUAUGUUGUUAUGCUCUAUUAUUACCCCCUAUUGAAAAAAGAUAUAUUCCAAUUCAAAGAAGGUUCUACAAACUUUGCUGAAACAAAAAAUCCUCAAAGCUGGUUUGAUCUUCCAAAAUUUCAAGAUUCGCUAGUAUGCUUUAAAAAGACUCCACCACCAAAUGUUACAGAUGUCGAUAUAUGGUUCACGAGAAUUCUGACUGAAGCUUAUCUGCUAAAACAUAUUAUCCAUGAUGUCGAAGUACCUGCUGUUAUAGAGAAAAUGAAAACCAAAGAGAUUGGAACAUUCGAUUUAGAUCAACUAAGUGUGAGGUUCAAACACUUUUUCCCAUUUGGAGAAAUCGAAGAUCCUGAAGACUCAGAUACUAAGAAGACCAAAAAAGGGCACCUUAAAUGGAUACCAAAGGAUCUUGUUCCUACAACAUCAAAAUAUUAUACAGAUUAUUUGGAAAGAGAAGAAGCCAAGAGGAAAGAAGAAGAAGAGAAGGCAAAGUCAAUAAAAAAGAGAUCACCCAGAAAGAAGAAACCAACUCAGGCUUCAACAUUAAUAUCAAUGGGAUUCAUUGAUGCUCCUACUAUAGAAAAACACACACCAAUGCUACAAAGAAAGAAGUCUGUUGGUGUGCAGAAACAAUCCACCACUGUGCUGGAUAUGUUGAAAGUCAGUAAGGAUCCUAAAACUCCAAUACUGCCACCAGCCUUACCACCAGUUACCCAAACCAGUCCUACUAAGAGCCAGCCACUAUUUGUCGAGGAAGACUUUGAAUCUGACUUUUCAGAUGGUUCAAUUGAAGAAAUUGGUGAUCCUGCCGGUGAAAUUGAUUCAUCACCUUUAAAACCUAACAAGACUUCACCAACCAAAAUUGAAACAGAAGUCAAGAGUGCAAUCCAGGAAAGUCCCAUUAAAGUUAAAUCGAGAAAGCAAGAACACAACACCAGUCCUUCAAAAGGUAGUAGAACUUAUGAAGUUCAAGAUCUCGAAGAAGAUACCGCAUUUUCUCGUGCAAAGAAAAAAUUAGAUUUCACCAAAGUCCAAAACACUUCAACGCCCAUGAAAAAAACACCAUUGGAGAAUUUUAAAACCACUCAAGAGGAGCAAGAAAUUUCUAUAAUAACUAUUAGUGACACAUCAAUGGCCAAUGAUUCAUCAUUGAUGGAGAUAUCUCAGUUCUCAAAGUCAAAUGAAAACGAAUCCCCAAAGAAACAGACAAUUCCUGAAAAACCCGAGAACCAAUUGAAAAACUAUUCAGCUUUAGACGAUAUAUUGAAACCAAUUGAAUAUUCAAGCGAUGAUAGUGAUUAA